Molecule: messenger RNA, 558 nt
Organism: Aspergillus calidoustus
Lineage: Eukaryota; Fungi; Ascomycota; Eurotiomycetes; Eurotiales; Aspergillaceae
Source: the annotation of a GenBank genome assembly
AUGUCUUGCACCGAGUACUACGACCUGUACCUGGCCCUCGGCCCCGAAGAGACGCACUGCGCAAAGAACAAGGUAACAGAAAAGACCCGCCGCUGGGGCCUCCUCCUACGCAACAGCAAAACAGCAACGUGGGACGGGUACAGCUGCAUCGGCGGUCCGCACGCAGGCGGCCCCAUAAACCAGGCCACCCCCUAUAACAAAGUGCAACGGUACCGAGUCCCCCUGGGCGAUCCAUUCCUCGGUGUGGAGCGCGUCUACCUGGCUCGCAUCGAGGCGCGCGAUUGGGAGAAGUUCGACUCGACGUUUAUGGACCAGGUGAGUUGGCAGAGUCAGUAUUUUGUUGUUGGGUAUUUGUAUGAUCUUGCGCGGCUGAGUGUGAUUGACUGGGCUGUUGCGAAUGAGUGGGCGCGCAAAGCAAAGUAUACGCAGGCGGAGCUGGAGGUGUUGAGUCAGGAGAGGAUCAACUCGAUUGCGAGGGAGAUUGCAGAGGUUGCGCGGACACAGCCACUUUCAGUUUAUAGUAGUGUGGUUAGUUAUGUUGUUAGCUGGGUGAAAUGA